Molecule: messenger RNA, 1153 nt
Organism: Medioppia subpectinata
Lineage: Eukaryota; Metazoa; Arthropoda; Arachnida; Sarcoptiformes; Oppiidae
Source: the annotation of a GenBank genome assembly
UGGGAUUUAAAUGAUAGCAAAUAUGAGUGAAAUAACAAAUGAAAACUUUGAGCAAAUGUUUCCCAUAAUUAGGGAUCACAUAAAGCACUCGUCUUUCAUAGCGUUGGACACAGAGAUGACUGGAUUGGUGUACAACAAGACGUGUACUCCGAGUCUAUUCGACACUUUGGACAAGAGAUAUGACAAACAGCGACAGUCGGCCACUAAUUUCAUUGUCUGCCAAAUGGGACUCUCGUUGUACUCCAAGAACCAGAACUCAAAUUCUUACCACACGAAGACGUAUACCUUUUAUUUAUGUCCGCGAUCUCUGCAGUACCGAAAGCCCACCUUCGCUAUGGACUUGUCUGCCAUCGAGUUCUUGGCGUACAAUCACUUUGAAUUUGAUAAAUUUGCGAAAAAUGGUAUCAAUUAUUUGAAUGAAAUCGAAGAACAGAAUCUGAGAGACAAUUUUGACGACUAUAUGGACAUUGAUUUUAUUGAGUGUCCAUUCAAUUACGAGAACAGUAGUCAUCAGUUAUCCGAGUGGUUAUCCAAUCGACUCGUCGAUAAAAAUAGUGGCAAUCAAUGUGUGCUUAAAUGUCGUCCAACAGUCAAUCCAUUACUUAAUUAUGCAUUUUUGAGAGAAUUUCGCAAAAAUUUCACCACUGUUUGGGUCGAAGAAAUUAAUGACAGAUUUGUUGCCAAACCAAUCGAUGCCAACCAAAGAACACAACUCUUGAAAGCGGAACACUUUGAAAAAGAGCGGGUUAUCGACCGAAUGGUUGGAUUCUCUAGAGUUUUCCAAUGCCUGGUUGACGCCAGACGACCCAUUGUUGGCCAUAAUAUGAUUAUGGAUUUACUUCUCAUAUAUCACCACUUCUAUCAACCCCUCCCGAACAAAUUGAAGGCAUUUAAGACAUCUCUUCAUUCAUUAUUUCCAUAUAUUUUUGACACUAAAUGUGUAAUAUUUAAUGAGAAAAAGGACUUAUCGGAAUUGUCGCAUAUUUUCAAAAAUUCUUCUUUGGGUGAUAUUUAUACGAAAUUAUUGGACGACGAGAUCGUUAAUAGUUAUACAAAUUUGCCUAAAAUUGAACAAUUGGAUGAUCAAAAUCAUAAAGCAAUCGAAAAGUAUUCACCACAUAAUGCAGGCUUUGAUGCUUUCGCCACAGCAUUU